This is a messenger RNA of Cariama cristata (Red-legged seriema), 479 nucleotides long. Its product is annotated as protein PML-like. Gene Ontology annotation, molecular function: zinc ion binding; ubiquitin-protein transferase activity. The annotation marks the transcript as partial. The transcript has a single exon. Gene Ontology annotation, biological process: PML body organization; intrinsic apoptotic signaling pathway in response to DNA damage; positive regulation of DNA-templated transcription. The record is from RefSeq and is a predicted model, not a curated record. Lineage: Eukaryota; Metazoa; Chordata; Aves; Cariamiformes; Cariamidae. Gene Ontology annotation, cellular component: chromatin; PML body; nucleoplasm.
CUCCUAGAAGAUGACUUCCAGUUCAUCCUUUGUGAGGGCUGCCGGCAGGAAUCGUCCAACCUCAAGCUCCUCACCUGCCUCCACACCUUGUGCCUCAGUUGCCUGAGCAAGAACAAGCCCAUCCAGCAGUGCCCCGUGUGUCAGACGGCCACCUCGCAGACCAGCGGCAUCCCCGACAUGGACAACCUGCUCUUCACCAGCUUGCAGGCCAGGCUGAAGGUCUACAAGGAGAUCGUUGAUGGAGUUGACUUGUUCUGCGACAACUGCAAGAAAGCUGGCGAGUUCUGGUGCUCUGAGUGCGAGGAGUUCCUCUGCACCAAGUGCUUUGAGGCCCAUCAGCGCUACCUGAAGAGGGAGAGCCACAAAGCCAAGAGGGUGAUGGACAUCAGGGCAGGGUCUGCUAAGGACUUCCUGGAGGGCACUGGGAGAACCGGUAACUUGUUCUGCUCCAACCCGAACCACAAGAGCCAGACCGUAAG